Messenger RNA from Rana temporaria (common frog), 579 nucleotides. RefSeq names its product beta-microseminoprotein-like. The transcript has 4 exons. Bases 121 to 456 code for a protein of 111 amino acids. NCBI's taxonomy places the organism in Eukaryota, Metazoa, Chordata, Amphibia, Anura, Ranidae. The record is from RefSeq and is a predicted model, not a curated record.
ACAGAUGUUAGCAGUUCAGCAUUUAUCUACAUUCCUGUGAAAUUUCCAAAAACAGCCUCAAAAGAGAUUAAAUACCACAUCUAAAGUUGACUGUGCUCAGUAUGUGAAGAACCUCUCAGUAUGAAAUACCUUGUGACUAUUGUGUUGAUUGCUAUUACCACUUUUGUUGUGAGUGACGCAGCCUGUUUUUUCAAGAAGGCUGAACAGAAUGAGCCACUAAAGGGAUGUCUCUAUAAGGGUAAAUUAUAUCCGCCUGGCAAAACAUGGAGGACGAGGAGCUGUUUGAAAUGUGGUUGUAGCACAGACGGGUAUAUGAGGUGCUGUCAAACUUAUGGGAUACCAUUUAGCGAUGACAGCAACUGCAAAUUCAAAUUUGACCGGAAGGCCUGUGAAUAUGUCCUAAUACCAAAUGAGGACCCAGAAAAGCGAUGCACUGGAUAUGGCAUGGUGGGCUAAAUGCAUUAUGCUGGAACCAUCAACAAUAUUAUCUCUUUCAAGAUUAGAAUUUUAGAAUUAUUGCACACAGUAGCAUGGAAAAUAAAUAAAUAAAUACAAAUUUUAAGAAAGGAUUUAAAAAGA